CUCAUUUCUGAUCAAUCGUUGAAAAUAAUUUAAUUUGAUUUUGUCAAUAGUGAUGAUCUUUGCUGAUUGUAAUCAACAAUUUAAAAGUCAACAACUCUUGAGAGCUGUUAUUGUUAAUUUGAUUGGUCUGACACAUCAUCAUAAUCAUGGAGAUUUCUGUUGAAGGUAAAAAAGUUCUGGUAACUGGAGCAUCCAGAGGAAUCGGUCGAGCGGUAACAGAGACUUUGGUCAAAGCGGGAGCAUCUAAAGUCUAUGCUGUUUGUAUUCUGAAAGACGAAUUGGAUAAACUAGCAAGUGAAGUUAACAAUGUCCAUCCAAUUCAUCUCGAUUUAAGUGAUUGGUCAGCUACCGAAGAGACUUUGAGUAAACUCGAGCCCGUUGAUUGUUUAGUAAACAAUGCUGGUGUCCUUUGGCCAACAGAACCUGGAUCGAUAAAGGAAUCGGAUUAUGACAAAAUAUUUGAUGUCAAUGUGAAAGCUUUGAUUAAUGUUACUCAAAUCAUUUCGACAAAAAUGAUCGACGCUGGAGUUAAAGGUUCAAUCGUUAAUUUGUCCAGUAUAACGGCAAAAAAAUCUUAUCCUCGAUUCUUAAUUUAUUGUACAUCGAAGGCGACGGUUGACCAUAUAACCCAUAAUUUUGCUCUUCAAUUGGCCCCUAAAGGAAUCCGUGUCAAUGCUGUUAAUCCUUGGAUCGUCAAUACUGCCAUGGGUGCGGCUGUGCCAGUGGACCAAGAGGAGGCAGAAGGAUUCAGGAAGGCGACACCGUUGGGACGAUUCAUUGAAACAGAGGAAGUGGCGAAAGUGAUCCUCUUCCUAUUAAGCGAUUGGUCCUCAAUGAUUAACGGUGUAACUUUGCCAAUUGAUGGAGGACUAAUAUUAUAACGAAAAAUAUUAAGAUUAACUAGAAAGUCACAAAUGACAAUUUAUAUAAACAAAUAAACUUUUUCGAUUUAA
Messenger RNA from Panonychus citri (citrus red mite), 953 nucleotides. Its product is annotated as L-xylulose reductase-like. Gene Ontology annotation, biological process: xylulose metabolic process; glucose metabolic process. The record is from RefSeq and is a predicted model, not a curated record. The coding region runs from base 147 to 881 and encodes 244 amino acids. Gene Ontology annotation, molecular function: carbonyl reductase (NADPH) activity; L-xylulose reductase (NADPH) activity. The transcript is spliced from 2 exons. Lineage: Eukaryota; Metazoa; Arthropoda; Arachnida; Trombidiformes; Tetranychidae.